This is a messenger RNA of Naegleria fowleri, 2682 nucleotides long. RefSeq lists its product as uncharacterized. The record is from RefSeq and is a predicted model, not a curated record. Bases 1 to 2682 code for a protein of 893 amino acids. NCBI's taxonomy places the organism in Eukaryota, Heterolobosea, Eutetramitea, Acrasida, Naegleriidae. The transcript is spliced from 2 exons.
AUGCCUUCUUCUCCCAUUCAGAAACUGGGCAAAGUAUGUUCAUCCUCCUCAUCAUCGGCUCGUUCUUCGGAAGCACAAAAUCAGGUAGUGAUUGAGGAGGAGGACGAGAACCAUCAUGAUCAAGAGGAAGAACGAAAUGAUAGACCAUCACAUCAUGAACCUCAUGAAUAUAUUAUUAUUAGUUCUCAAACGGAAGAGUAUGAAGAGGAAAUAGAGGUCGUAGAACCGGAAGUGAUGGUGAUGGACAGUAGUCAAUCAUCGGAACAACAUUGUCGUAAUCUUCAUGCUGUUUCUUCUCCAAAUUCAACAAUCCUCCCAAUAUCGGAAGAGAGUGAUAUGAAUCCAAAUAAUUUCAAUUUCGAAAACAACAUGUACCAUAUCUUAUAUUUUUGUAAUACACAUCAUUCAAAGAAAGUUGGAUCUGCAACAGAGGAUACAACAAUUAAUUCUCUUAAUCCACCUUUUAAAAAACUAAAUUUUAAGAUUUUGUUGGAUCAUUGCAUGAUACGGAAAAUGUACUGUUCCUCUUAUGUCCUUAUUGAAAAUUCAAAAGGCGACAUUUAUGAAUGUACACCAAUGACAAAUUCGGAUAUUGGAACUGAAUUUUCACAAAAAUUGAAAAAGAUUACUUUUCCAUUCUUACCAAGUGUAACAUCUGAGGGAAGAGGAGUUUUGCGAUAUUACAUCUCAGAGAAUAAUGAAAUUUGGAGCUUCAAUGGCUCCUCAAAAUUCAACAAAGAACCCAUCGAAAAGAUGCCAAAAAUUGAGCGAAUUUUUGUAGGUUAUGGACAUUCAGCUUUAUUAUCAGAGAAAGGUAUCUUUUUAAAAUCAGCAAACUCACCACAAUUUGCAUUUUUUGACAUUGGACUACUUGGAGAAAAUGAAUUGAUUGAGGAUAUUCAAUUUGGUCUUCAGCAUUUUGUUAUUUAUAAAUCAACUCUGGGAAAUACGAAUCGAGGAAAACUAGUUCUAUGUGGAAACAAUGAGUUAGGUCAACUUGGUAUAGAGCCGCGAUAUAUAAAGACAGACAAGCCAGUCGUCAUCGAUUGGAACAAGGGUAGAGUGAAAAAAAUUGAUUGUUUGAACUGUACUUGCGUUUUGACAGAGUCAGGAGAGUUGUUUGUAACAGGUGAAAACGCUCACGGAGAACUUUCUGUUGGUGAUACUAUCAAUCGUUUUGGAUUUGUGAAAGCGAAUACUCCUUCACCGCUCAUUGAUUUUACUUGUGGCAAACACAUUAUGGUUGCCUUGUCUACUUUACAUGAGCUCUUUGUUUGUGGAGACAACAAAUGGAUGAAAUUGAGCAUUCAUGGAACAGGAUGCCCAGAGAAAAUUACGGAAUUUGUCAAGAUCAAUUUACCUCGAGGAUUCAUUAUGAAUAACAUAUCAUGCAAAGAUGAUUGUAUCAUGUUGUACAGUUCAUCUUAUCACUAUGAAAACAGUGUUUUACAGAAAAAGAAACCUAUUUUACGCCAAUUUCCACAUGAUCAUGUAAGCUCAUUGGGUUACUCUAUUUUUUUACCUGCCCUCGAAAAAAUUGCACCAAAACUGUUUCGCCUAAUUUCAGGUUCUUCAUUUGUAUCCUUAUCAAGCAUGUCAGCCAAUGAAAAGAGAGUUCUGGUACUUGUGAUUCACUCAGUGCUUUAUGAUAGGCAAGAUGAUUUGUACUUUGUUGAGAGUAUGAAUGAUCUUGUCACUGCAUUGUAUAUUCUAAGUUUGAUCCAGGACGAGUUACAAGAUAUAGUCUAUUUUCUCAUCUGUUCGAUUCAAAAGAGAAUUUCCGCUUGGAAUAUUUUGUCAUUACUCGAUUCAAUAUGUAUAUAUUUGGAAAAGCUGAGACAUUUCUUACAACUCCCUCAAGCAAGUAAUUUUAUUCAACAAAAAUACCUCAAAGAUUUACGAGAAUAUUGUCUUGAUUGUAUCAAGUGCAAUGAAGACAAUGAAAAUUUUGAUAAGACCAAGUUACAAAAGUAUCUCCCCAAUCUUUGGCAACGCAAGACAAAAAACAAAAUUCAUGUGAUGCCACCAAUCAAAUGCAUGUCCUUGAGGGAUGCUCUAGUUUCACUAUUUUAUAAUCCAAUUCAAGCCGAUGUUGAGGUCUUUUUGACACUUUCAAGAACACUCAAACUACACAAAACGGUCAUGUUUUCAGGAAUGACCAAAUUGCAGAAAAUACUUGAGAGUUCUGAUCCCAGUAUCAUGGAGGCAAGUUGUACGGAGAGUGCCAUGCCUAAUUUGUUCUUUUUCUUAAUCUUUGAACCUCUCAAGAAGAGUCUAGACUCUUCCAACACCGAAGAGAACGAAUUUGGAAUUUUGUGCGAAAUAAUUUUAAAAUACUGUUAUGGAAUUUUUGAGAGACAGAACAUUAAGGACCACAUGGUUAUUCCAUUACUGUCCAUGGUCAAUUAUUUAGGGAUGGAAUUAUUGAUUCGUGAGCUGUGCGACAUUUUUGCAUUGACCAUGACUGUGGAGAAUUUUCUCCAACGUGCUCUGUGGUUCACGAAAGAAAUGCAUGGUAGGAGUGGCGAGUCCAAUACGGUUACCGCCACACAACUAGGGGAAGUAAUCAUUAAUUUUGGAUCCGAGCAUGCAAAACAAAUACUGAACGAAUAUCGAGAGGAAGAUUGGGAAGAGGUGUCAGCAGUGUUAUUGGUCAAAAUGUUCAAACGUAGCAAAAAGUAA